AUGAUAUAAUAAAGUAGAUAUUUUUUAAAACCAUUAAAAUUUAUUAGGAAUCGUGAGCGAUUUUAAAAAUAGAUAAUAUUAUACAUCUUCAUCUUCAAGAUAAUAUACAUCAGGUAAAUGAUAAUGUUAGAAGUAAAACUUAAGAAAAAGUAGAAUAGAUAAUUAAUCGUGAGACACCAAAAGUUUAGGUGAAAUAAGUUUUUUAUAUUAUGUUAGACAAGAACAGUAGAAGUAGAAUAGAGAAAUAUAUAAUAAUAUCCAAGAAUGCAAUCUUAAUAAAUAUUGAAGACUUAGACCUAAGGUUUUGUAGGUGGUUAAAGUUAUGUUUCUAAUUUUGGAGGAAUAUUUUAGAUUGGAUAUUAAGGGAAUUAUUAGGUUUAAUAAAAUUGUGUAGCAACCUGAUAAUU
This is a messenger RNA of Paramecium sonneborni, 407 nucleotides long. NCBI's taxonomy places the organism in Eukaryota, Ciliophora, Oligohymenophorea, Peniculida, Parameciidae. The record is from the annotation of a GenBank genome assembly.